Molecule: messenger RNA, 1724 nt
Organism: Phragmites australis (common reed)
Lineage: Eukaryota; Viridiplantae; Streptophyta; Magnoliopsida; Poales; Poaceae
Product: WD repeat-containing protein RUP2-like
Exons: 1
Coding region: 274-1476 (400 amino acids)
Biological process (GO): response to UV-B
Molecular function (GO): protein binding
Source: RefSeq, a predicted model, not a curated record
UGACCAAAGCUCCAACCACAAAACCAUCCAACCCCAUAACCUCUCCUCCUAUUGGCUCUUGUGGCUGCACACUGCACCACAUCUCUCUCUCUCUCUCUAGGGUAGGAGGUAGUCGACUAAUUAAAGGAGGAUUAGCCCCAAAACAAACAAGAGCCAGCAAACCAAAACCAAGAAAAAACCAAACUUUCUCAUGCAUCACUGUUGACUGACACACGUAUAUACAGAAUCCAAUUGUAGUAGCCAGCUGCAAUGCCCUAUGAGGAGCUAUAGUCCAUGAGCAAUCCCUCCUCCCCCUCUUCUAGCGCCGCACAGCACCAAGACCCCCUACACCAGCAAGAGCUAGCUGCCGGAGCCAGCGACGACGCCGGCAUUAUUGUUCCCGGUGUUGCUGCCGGCGACGACGAGCUGUCGCCGCCACGGUGCGAAUGGGAGUUCCGGCUGGCGCGCACCGUGCCGUCCACCGCGCUGCCGGGGGCGUCCGACGCCAUCGGCAGUGUCGACUUCGACCCCACCGGCCGCCUUCUCGCCACCGGCGGCAUCGCUCGGAAGAUCCGGAUGUACAACGUGACCUCGCUGCUGGAUAGCAGCGCCACGGCUUCUGGCGCCGGGCCUGCCGCGUGCAUCUGCGUGCCGGCCAAGCUGAGCAGCGUGCGAUGGCGGCCCUGCGCGUCGGUGGUGGGGUGCGGCGACUACGACGGCGUGGUGACGGAGUACGAUGUGGAGCGCGGCGUGGCGUCGUGGGAGCGCGACGAGCACGCGGGCCGCCGGGUGUGGGCGCUGGACUACGCCCCCGGCGCGACGAUGGCGGCAUCCGGGUCGGACGACCGCACGGCGCACGUGUGGGACCCGCGCGCCCCCUCGGCGGGGUGGACCACGGCGCGCGCCGGCGGGGCCGUGCUGUGCGUGGAGUUCGACCCGUCCGGCGGGCCGCAGCUGGCGGUGGGCUCUGCGGACCGGCGCGCGGUGGUGUACGACGUGCGCGCGCUGGGGCGCGGCGCGGUGGCGUGGAUGGACGGGCACGGGCGCGCAGUGACGUACGUGCGGUGGGCGGGGGCCGGGGCCGGGGCCGGGCGGCGGGUGGUGACGUCGGCGGCGGACGGGACCCACCGGCUGUGGGAGUGGGGGCCCGGCGAGGAGCUGGCGCGGGAGGUGCGGUCGUACAGCGGCCACGCGAGCGCGCGGAGCUUCGUGGGGAUGGGGGUGUGGCGCGGCGCGGGCCUCGUGGCCAGCGGCUCCGAGUCCAACCACGUCUUCGUCUACGACCUCAGGUGGGCCAAGCCCAUCUGGGUACAUCCAUUCUGUGGGGCCCACCUGCCAGUCAGCAACGUGGGUGGAGGUGGGUUUGUCAGCGCGGUGGCAUGGCGACAGGGCGGCGACCUCCACGGCGGGGCGCUGGUCGCCGGCGGGUCGGACGGCGUGCUGAAGAUGUUCACGUGCCAACGAAGGAAAGCAGAGGAAGCGGACGGCGACCAUUAGCCAUGCCUGCUUCUAGCUUUCAGGUGAUGACCAAGUGGUUCUGCAUUUUCGAUUAUUUGUGUUUUCUUUUCUUUUUUUUCUUUGAGAGAACAACUCAUUAAAGAAAGGCAAGUACAUGUUAUAUCGAUGAUCGACACUGAUAAUGAUUAUUUUCCUUUUUGUUUGUCUUGGUGAUGCAUCCCUGACAAUGUAACUACAGAUCUUUUUUUUAAGAAAUAAGAAACAAUUGAUGAUGACACCGUUAUUAA